AAACAUAGCCUUCGUCCUGAGUGACUGGGUGAACGAACGAAACACGAAAUUUAAACUGCACUCACUCAGCACUAUUCUCGGUAUUCUGAGCCCUGCUGAUCUCUCUGAGUCUCUCUCCUUUUGCCUUGUUUGCAGUUUACAGAGGCAUUAGGCCUAGAUCUUGAUCUCUAGGUCUAUCUGGCUAAUGGUUGAACGAAAAUGAAGAGAGUAACUCGACGAGGAAGGACUCGAGGUCAUGCAGAUGCACCUGCAGAAGAUGAAAUUGGGAGAGACCAAGAGAAUGAAAAUGAAAUGAACUUGAAGGAACAACGUUUAUUAGAAGCAGCCGGCAUAGAUCACAAGACAGCGUUGGGAAUGUCAGAAGAAGAACGAAAGGGGAUUAUGAAAGCAAUCCUUGAAAGUACAGGUCACGUAGAAGAAGAUUUGGAAUCAAUGCCUGAACAGAGCAAGGGAAAGGACAUGACAGAUGAGCCAGAAAGAUCAGGGAUUGCUUCUGAAUUACCGAAAGAUGCAUCAACUAGUAUUGGUCAAACAGAACAACGGUCUGAAGAAGCAGAGAAAGAAGACUCUGGGAUGGCUCGUAAGGACAAAAAGAAAGCAGCUGUUCAGAUAAUUGAAGAAAUUAAGCAGCUGGAUGACCAGGUGCAAGAGAGUAAAAGCGAAAGAAAAAGAGUUAAGGUUAACAGAAGCAAAGAGGCGAUGGAGUGGCGCAGAAGUUCGAAGGUAAAAAAACAGUGGAAUUGGUCUCCAAGUGAAGAAUUCAAACAAGAUGAUGAAAGGGAAGCCAUGAAGCACAAGGAGAAAAAUAAGGAAGAAGAACAGGAAAAGAGUGAUGAGAAGGAUGCUUUUGAUGGUACAGUAGAGACUUUCCUGGAAGGAGAGUUUUCUGAGAUUAGGACAUCGGGCCAGGCAUUUCCAGAACAGGCUGCAGAAGAAAGAGAAGCUGAGGAUGUAGACACUGAUAUGAUGCUGCUGAAAAAUAUUAAGAGGAGCAAACGAAGGGCCAAGCAGAAGAAAAGAAAGAUGACAAUAGAAUCUGAUAAUGAGGACGUUGAAGAAGCAGAAGAUGCACCACUCAGCAAUAAUGCUGGGAGUGAUAUAGAUGUUAUGUCAAAGCCAGUAGCUACCCCGGCAACCAUUCUGGAAAAUGUUAAGGAGAACAGAGGAAGGGCCAAACAAGGACAAGGAAGAAAGAUGACGAUAGAAUCUGAUAAUGAGGACAUUGAAACAGCUGGAGAUACAUCACUCAGUAAUAAUGCUGGGAGUGAUACAGGUCCUAUGUCAAAGCCAGUAGCAUCCCCGGCAACCAUUCUGAAAAAUGUUAGGGAGAGCAGAGAAAGGGCCAAGCAGAAGAAAAGAAAGAUGACAAUAGAAUCUGAUGAUGAGGAUAUUGAGGAAGCAGUAGAUGCAACACUCAGUAAAGAUGCUGAGAGUGUUGUUAUUUCUAAGUCAGUAGCAUCCCGGGCAACCAUUCUGAAAAAUGUUAAUGAGACGAGAAGAAGGACCAAACAAGGACAAGGAAGAAAGAUGACAAUAGAAUCUGAUGAUGAGGACAUUGAAACAGCUGGAGAUACAACACUCAGUAAUGAUGCUGGGAGUGAUACAGAUGUUAUGUCAAAGCCAGUAGCUACCCCGCCAACCAUUCUGAAAAAUGUUAAUGAGAGAAGGGCCAAACAAGGGCAAGGAAGAAAGAUAAUAGAAUCUGAUGAUGAGGAUGUUGAAACAGCCGGAGAUACAACACUCAGUAAUGAUGCUGGGAGUGAUACAGAUGUUAUGUCAAAGCCAGUAGCGUCCCCGGCAACCAUUCUGAAGAAUAAGAUUGAAGAAGUGGUUUACUCAGCGUAUGGUGGCUGUGAGAAAGUAGAGGAUAAAUCUGUAGGUCCUGGUGUGACUGAGAUCCCGGACUCAUCUUCUGAAAAUGAAGCAUCAUGUGCCAGUGGACAAUUCCUUCUUGACGACCAGGAGACACAGGCACCAGAUGACUUUGGCUUAACUAGAGAGACAGACAUGGACUCUGAUGAUAUGAACUUGGCUGGGGAUGUAGACGACAAAAGAGGCUGCUCUGGUCAAGACCAGGACACAACCUUGCAGAAGGACCAGGAAGAAUGUAUGAGCCAGACUCUUCAGCCUAGCAUAGAGAUUGGGCAAGAGACCCAAGUGUAUGACCUCCAGCAGCCAGUUGUGCUAGCUUCCAACACAGACAGUGAGGAAUCGGAUCUUGAAGAAGUAAGCCUGAUUCAGGAGGUGCCAGAUUCCCAGACUGUCUGUGAGACUCAGUGGUCAGUAUUGUCCCCAACAGCUGAGUCACAGGCAGAGAAACUAUCUCAAGCAAAGCAGCAAUGGGCAGACAAGUCGUCAUGUAAGGUGUCACAAACAGACGUAAGAGAAGCGGUCUCUAGCGAUGAGAUGUCAGGACACAACAACAGAAAAAAUCAGAUUGUAGCUUUGGGGGCUCUCCUGGCCUAG
Aplysia californica (California sea hare) is the source of this 2466-nucleotide messenger RNA. Its product is annotated as eukaryotic translation initiation factor 5B. NCBI's taxonomy places the organism in Eukaryota, Metazoa, Mollusca, Gastropoda, Aplysiida, Aplysiidae. The transcript has 9 exons. The coding region runs from base 199 to 2466 and encodes 755 amino acids. The record is from RefSeq and is a predicted model, not a curated record.